GCUGUCAGAUAGCUGGCCAUCACUCAGCACGACUGUACCUGUCACCAACUCCACUACUUCUCAGGGUCCUUAAAUCCAUCAAACAACGCGACCAACAUGAGUUUGGACGUGCAAACCCAGUUUCUUAUCGUGGGUGCGGGACCCUCGGGACUCAGCCUUGCAAGCUUUCUCGGACAAUAUGGUCUCAAGGGACUCGUUAUUUCUAAGGCAUCUGGUACCGCGAACACACCUAGGGCUCACUCGUUUAAUCCCUUCGCUUUCGAAUGUCUACGCGACCUGGGAAUUGAGCACGAAGUCCUCCAGCUAUCAGUCCGUGGUCGUGCCUUUCAGGCAAUGCGCUGGUGCCGAAGUAUGAUCGGCGAAGAAUAUUGGAAAGUCCUAGGAUGGGCUGAGCAUCCGUCCUGUGUAGGAAACGCGUUCGGCAUCACUCCAUGUGAGUAUGUUGAGUUCCCUCAGUCGGAAAUGGAGCCUCUUCUAUUGCGGUAUGCUUCUCAUCACAAUUUCGACGUCCGGUUCUCUACCGCGUUGGUGGGCGUGCAGGAGCUAGGACGGGGCGAUGCGCAGGCAGGAUACAUCUGCACUAUCCAGGACAAUAUCUCCCACACUAUUUUUCAGGUCCGCACCCAGUACCUGUUUGGUGCAGAUGGGGCAAGAAGCCAGGUAGCACGGCUGCUGGACUUCAAGUACAUCAGCGAGCCGAGCGGUGGCAAGGCCUGCAACAUUCUGUUUCGUGCGGAUCUGACAAGCCAUAUGCAUGAGGACCGCCACGCUUCACUUCACUGGAUUAUGAAGCCCGAUCGUACUUCAUUCUUCGGCCUCGUGGGGCAUCUGCGUGUGGUCCGUCCCUGGAAUCGGUGGGUGCUGAUAGCCUUUGGAGCGAAUGGUAGCGACCCGUUUGAGGGGUUGACACCUCAGAGUCCCGAGCUAAUCCAUUGCUUACGGGAGAUGAUCGGAGAUGAAUCUGUUGACAUCGAGAUUCUGCAUAUGGAUCACUGGACUGUGCGUACAAGUAUUGCUGAGGCUUACUCCAUUGAGGAUACUAAUGUUUUCCUCCUUGGCGAUGCUGCACAUCGCCAUCCGCCGGCAUACGGCCUGGGGAGUAACACUUGUAUCCAAGAUGCGUAUAAUCUCGCGUGGAAGGUUGCCUACGUGUCCAAGGGGCUUGCAGGGCGUCAGCUGUUGCACUCAUACAGCAAGGAGCGCCAACCUGUCGGUGCAAUGAUUGUUGGGGAGGCUAACACCGGCUUUCAGGCGCACAAGGACGUCUGGGAAUCAAUAGGAAUGUUUGCUGCCACCCCAGAAGAAGGAGCAAAGCAAUUGGCCAAGCUGUCUGAAGCCAGUGAUGAGGGGGCGUCGUAUCGCGAGAAGAUCCAGAACGCCAUGAAGAGUAUUGAAAUUGAGCUUCACAGCUGGGGUGCCGCUUACAAUCAGUGGUACGAAUCAACUGCGGUCUAUCUCGCGGAUGAGGAGCACUGCAGGCCGGAAUUAGAGGGCAAUCCAAUAUUGCAAGUUCAGGUCACAACUUAUCCCGGCAGCCGACUCCCUCACGCUUGGUUGGAUAUCCCGACCCGUCGCAAGAAAACUUCGACUCACGAUCUAGCCGGAAAAGGCGCCUUUUGCCUAUUCACUGGUAUCGGUGGUGAUGGUUGGAGAGAGGCAGCCAAAAAUAUCACCAGUUCAACAGGAAUCCCCAUCCAUGUGUAUGGCAUCGGCUUCGGCCUUGACUACAGUGACGUGAAUCGGGACUGGCAUGACAAUCGAGGGGUCGAAGAAAGCGGCUGCGUUCUCGUCAGGCCCGACAGAUUUGUUGCUUGGAGAUCUAAGAAACUUGUCCCUGACUGUCAAGGCAAGCUCAUGCAUGUCUUGGACUCGAUUCUUUGCAGAAAGAAGGUUUGAGCAGUAUAACCCGCCAAUCCUGGUCCUCAAGUUCUAUCCAACGGUACAUUAAAAAGCAUAGUUUUAGACCUUUGAAGUGACGCAUAUGCCCUUGUUAAAUCCACAGACUCGUGCUUGUGUUUCUUCUGGCAUUCCCAUGC
Molecule: messenger RNA, 2036 nt
Organism: Aspergillus novofumigatus IBT 16806
Lineage: Eukaryota; Fungi; Ascomycota; Eurotiomycetes; Eurotiales; Aspergillaceae
Exons: 4
Coding region: 97-1896 (599 amino acids)
Molecular function (GO): FAD binding
Source: RefSeq, a predicted model, not a curated record